UUCUUUUUUAGAUUCUAUUCAGAGAAGUUGUACCAAUGCGGUGUUCAAUUGUUUUCAUUUUAUUGGCGAUAACCUUUGGGCGAUCUCUGUCCCAGCAUUGUGAGGUGGAUGAAUCCCAACACGAGUGCGGAGGAUACUGUUACGGAGCUGUGAAACCGGUCCUGGAUUACCUCGCCAUCCUGCAAAAGCGAGUGGAGUCCUGUGAGGCCAAGCAGCCGGCUGACACACUCUCAAAAAUCGCCCUAAUGAACGAAAAGUUAGACACUUUGGCAGGACACAUGGCAACCCAGCAGUAUUUGGAAAAAAGAUCAACGGCAAAAACUCAUGAAUUAGAGCAACAAGUGGCUGCCGUGCGGCAAGAACUGGACACAAAAUCUACGGGACUGCAGGAAUUGGGAAACAGCUCAAAAAUAUUAGAGCAAAAAGUGGCUGCCGUGCGGCAAGAAAUGGGCGAAAAGAUAGAGACUCUUGGAAAACAGAUGGCGAUCCAACAAGAGUUGGAAAGUAAAUCAGGGGAACAUGUUCAUAAAUUGGAGCUACAACUGGAUGCCGUGCGGAAAGAAAGGGACGAAAAGUUAGACACUUUGCAGGCGAUGGAAAAGAGCUUACAAGAAAAAGUUAAGAAAUUGGAGCAAAAACUGCGGCAAGAAAGAGACGAAAGAUCUACGGGACUGCAGGACUUGGGAAACAGCUCCCAGGCUAAAAUUCAUAUAUUAGAGCAACAAGUGGCUGCCGUGCGGAAAGAAAUGGGCGAAAAGAUAGAGACUCUUGGAAAACAGAUGGCGAUCCAACAAGAGUUGGAAAGUAAAUCAGGCGAAAAUGUUCAUAAAUUGGAGCUACAACUGGAUGCCGUGCGGAAAGAGAGGGACGAAAAGUUAGACACUUUGCAGGCGAUGGAAAAGAGCUUACAAGAAAAAGUUAAGAAAUUGGAGCUAAAGCUUAAACCUAAAAAUUUUGAACUUUUCAAAAAAAUUGGUUCGAAAUACUAUUAUAUAGAAAAUACAAAGGGUUGGAGCUGGCAGGGUGCCCUCGAUAUCUGCCAAGAGAUGGGAGCCCAUUUGGUGAGUCUGCAAAACGAGGAUGAGUUGAAGGCACUCGAUAGUAUGCUGGAUCAGAACAAAUGGUAUUGGAUAGAUCUGAAAAAACUGGAAGCUAAAGGAGAGUUUAUUUCGGCCACUACUGGUGUCAAAGGAACAUUCUUUCAUUGGGGGGAAAUCAUUGGUAAAAACUAUGAUUGCGUCUUUUUAUACCGCGGUGAGAUGCGCACCUAUCUAUGCGGUGUCUCAGAUUACUUUAUUUGUGAGGCAUAUUGGGUGGACCACAUGACAAUUUGA
Messenger RNA from Drosophila obscura, 1334 nucleotides. Its product is annotated as intracellular protein transport protein USO1-like. The coding region runs from base 36 to 1334 and encodes 432 amino acids. The transcript is spliced from 2 exons. The record is from RefSeq and is a predicted model, not a curated record. NCBI's taxonomy places the organism in Eukaryota, Metazoa, Arthropoda, Insecta, Diptera, Drosophilidae.